AUGCCUAUCGACUACAGUAAAUGGGAUAAGCUCGAGUUAAGUGAUGACGAUGACUUCGAAUGCCAUCCAAAUGUCGACAAAGCCUCAUUCAUAAGAUGGAAGCAAGCUGAUAUUCACGCUAAGCGCGAAGAAAGGAGAAGAAAGAUUGGUUCGCUUAAGCAAAAGAUUUCUCAGGAUGACGUUUUGCUCGAUAGAAUUGAUACAAUGAUCCAGAAAUUGCAGAGUGAGGGUGUUGAAUCUUUUUUCAAAACUAUAGAGGAGCUACGUGAAACUAAUAAGGAAAUGGAAAGUGAAGCUAUCAAAACGGAGUCGACUCCUCAGGGUGAAGGAACUGAGCCUACACCACCGACUUUUGAUCAAAUGAUGAGAAUUCUAUUUGAAAAAAUUCAACAAGAAGUUAAGAAUGAGAGUCCUGAAGAAGUUAGUGAAAGGUUAAUCGAUAAAUUGAAAGAACACCGUGAAAAAUUGAAAAAGAGUCAAGAUGACGCUAAAGUAGAGUUGGAGAAAGAAGAAAAUGAAGCUAGAAAAAAAAUAAUCGUUGAUGAUUUGCACACUGGAUUCGACAAAGCUGUAUUUAUUAAAAAUUAUAACGAUAGUUUCACAUUUAUAUCGAAACAUCCUGAAAUUGUCACUCAAGAAGUGGUGGAUCAAAUAUUGGCCGAGGCAUUUCGAGCUCAGUUGAAAGGGAAAGCCAAAUAUGCAAAACAAUGUGUCCAUCAGGGAUGGAUAACUUCAACCGAUCCACAGGCUCGCGAUAUUUUCCUGAAGGAUGUAAGCGAGACAUAUGAACGUAUCCGCGAACGUUGUAAGGUCAUGAAUGCUGAAAAAACUCAGAAGCCCCAACAGUCUCAGGCGGAGCAGAUUCAAAUAGAAGUUACGGAUCCUAAUUCCUCCCUUAACGUUCAUAUCCCCGAUGAACAUUCCGAAGAUGAAAAAGAAAAGGAAAAAUAUCAAAUUUUUUUGACAUUGCCCGAAGAUUUUCGCGAAGCAUUGAAAACUGGCGAAUUAGUGAAAAUCAACAAGGUUUUAGGUGGGUUUACUGUUGAGGAGGCUGAAAAGAUUUUAGAGAUUUGUGGAAGAGCAGAAGUCUUAUCAAUCGAAGAAGGUAUCAUUGAUGCCACAAAAGGAGAGACAAUUCCUGGUCAAAAUGUUGAUUCCAAAACGUCUGUAGACGAUCAACAACUAUCCGAUCAAACGUCUUGA
This is a messenger RNA of Acaulospora colombiana, 1203 nucleotides long. Lineage: Eukaryota; Fungi; Glomeromycota; Glomeromycetes; Diversisporales; Acaulosporaceae. The record is from the annotation of a GenBank genome assembly.